CCAAACAUUCUGCGGCAGUCAACUCGCGAUAUCUCAACCUCACUCUUUUCGGGCAUCACUUCAUCAUAGAUCCAGUCUCAGCUUAGACAGACGAGCAUAACUGUCAUUCUCUUCACUUCGAUCCUUAUCGUUCAAACCAGCCCCUUCACUAUUCAUAAUGCGUGACUUUGUCAUCUUCCUCACCGUUUCUGUGGUGCUCUUGCUGGCCGGCGCCGGUCUUGUAGCUGGCAUUCACGACAACUACGUUGCCAGUCACGCUACUUCUACUAAGUCUAUUGCCACACCCCAGACCGACUUCAUAACUCUCACUGGGACCGCCUCCAGGGCCACUCAUUCGAGAUCCUUGUUGCCCCAAGGUACCCUCGUCAUCUCCCCCAUCAAGGCCAACAUCAGAGCAGACUCCAUCUCCGCGAUUUCGGCGAUCCCAACUACCACCAUUAAUUGCAACCACGAAUGGUGUCAGGAUAGCACCUCUCUUUGUGCCUAUUGGGCUGAUAUCACUGGAUGGGAUCCUACUGAAGGCCCGAUUCCGGGCGAGACUGUUACCUCCAUCGGCAAGUGCAGCAUCGUUCCUACCCAGGCUGGAAACCCAAAGCGCGAUGCUGGCAAUGAAAUGCUCAUCACCUCGGCGCCCGCGCCCUCGGUCGACUGCAAAUACAAGUACUGCGACAGCAGAAUCCAGUAUUGUAUGUACUGGGCUGGAGUCACUGGCUACGACCCUUCUCUAGGCCCCAUUCCUGGCAUGACACGUACCUCUCUCGGUGCCUGUCAGGCGCCCCCUACAGCUGUUGACAACGACACUACCGUGCCGACAACUAUGGUGACGAAGACGUGCAAGAGUUCUAACUGAAGGCAAGAAGUCAACAGC
Colletotrichum acutatum is the source of this 868-nucleotide messenger RNA. RefSeq lists its product as uncharacterized. Bases 158 to 850 code for a protein of 230 amino acids. The record is from RefSeq and is a predicted model, not a curated record. The transcript has 2 exons. NCBI's taxonomy places the organism in Eukaryota, Fungi, Ascomycota, Sordariomycetes, Glomerellales, Glomerellaceae.